Molecule: messenger RNA, 2680 nt
Organism: Patiria miniata (bat star)
Lineage: Eukaryota; Metazoa; Echinodermata; Asteroidea; Valvatida; Asterinidae
Gene: gmps
Product: GMP synthase [glutamine-hydrolyzing]-like
Exons: 17
Coding region: 177-2234 (685 amino acids)
Biological process (GO): GMP biosynthetic process
Cellular component (GO): cytosol
Molecular function (GO): GMP synthase (glutamine-hydrolyzing) activity; GMP synthase activity; ATP binding
Source: RefSeq, a predicted model, not a curated record
GGAACCAGUCUAUUACAGCGCAUUAAAAUAUCCCGCGCCGGUGAAGUUGAAGUUCACAACACAUCGCCGUGUCUGGCUCUUGGCAUCUGUUUUUGUUGUUUUGUCAACCGAAUCAACAUCCAUAAAUAUUUACUUACGACAGUGAUAAACACGUGAAUCAUUCAGAUCCACAGGAUAUGAACGGAAACACAAAUCACACCAAUGAUGACCUGGCUUCAUCAUCUGCAGAGAAGAUCGCAAUAUUGGAUGCCGGAGCACAAUAUGGAAAGGUCAUUGAUCGCAAGGUGAGGGAGCUACUAGUCGAUACGGACAUUCUCCCUCUAGACACACCUGCCUAUAUCAUCAAAGAAAAGGGCUAUAGGGGGAUCAUUAUCUCGGGUGGCCCUAACAGUGUCUAUGCAGCAGACGCACCUGUCUAUGAUGCUGCAAUCUUCCAUUGUGGUCUUCCAGUACUUGGUAUAUGUUAUGGCAUGCAGAUGAUGAAUAAGGAGUUUGGUGGAACUGUGCAGAAGAAAUCAGUCAGAGAAGACGGACAGUUCACCAUUACUGCGAACACAGAUGUUAUGCUAUUCAGAGGUCUGGCGAAGGAGCAGACAGUACUAUUGACUCAUGGGGACAGCUUGAAUAAAGUAGCUGACGGUUUCACGGUGGCUGCCACAUCAGGCAAAAUCAUUGCAGCUAUUGCAAAUGAGGAGAAAAGAUUAUAUGGAGUACAGUUUCAUCCCGAAGUUGACCUGAGUGAGCACGGCAAGGACAUGCUGCAUAACUUCCUGUAUCGUAUCGCUGGCUUGGCAGGCACAUACACCAUCAACAACAGACAACAGGCGUGCAUCAAAGAGAUCCAUGAGAAAGUAGGCUCCAGUAAAGUCUUGGUCUUGGUGAGUGGUGGUGUCGAUUCUACAGUGUGCGCUGCAUUAUUGUCGAAGGCGCUUGAUGAGGAUCAGGUUCUAGCUGUACACAUUGAUAACGGUUUCAUGCGUAAACAAGAAAGUCAAUGCGUACAGGAAUCAUUAGAAAAACUAGGACUUCGUCUGAAAGUCGUGAACGCCUCCCAGUCUUUCUAUUGCGGGACGACCACCAUACCGUCGAAGAGGAACGAUCCCAAGUCAGCCAAGCGCCAGACUAAAAUGCUGAACACCACCAUUGAACCAGAGGAGAAACGGCAAAUCAUCGGAGACACGUUCAUGAGGAUCGCUGAAGAAGUUUGCGUGGAGUUGAACCUUAAACCAGAGGACACAAUACUAGCUCAGGGAACACUACGGCCCGAUCUGAUCGAGAGCGCCUCCCACCUUGCGAGUAGCAAAGCCGACGCGAUCAAGACGCACCAUAACGACACGGAGUUGGUUCGUCAGCUCCGGCGGGACGGUCGGGUCGUAGAGCCGCUCAAAGACUUUCACAAAGAUGAAGUCCGUGCUCUAGGCAGAGAACUUGGUCUUCCUUCAGAGCUUGUACAACGUCAUCCUUUUCCAGGUCCAGGAUUAGCAAUCCGAGUCAUCUGUGCCGAGGAAUCGUUCAUGGGAAAAGACUUCGUUGAGACUAAUUCCAUUUUGCAGAUAUUGGUGGAUUAUAAUGCUGCAGUCAAGAAGCCCCACGCCUUGAUGGGUCGCGUCACGUCUUCCAUGACAGACGAAGAGCAAGCGCUGCUGUGUUCUGUCACAUGUACUGAGCAGUACUUCGCUACGUUAUUACCCAUCAAAUCAGUUGGCGUUCAGGGCGACGGUAGGACAUACAGCUAUGUAGCAGGGAUCAGCAGUGAUGCUGACCCAGACUGGGACAAAUUGUUAAUACUUGCAAAGAUGAUCCCCAAACUCUGCCAUAACAUCAACAGGGUUGCGUAUAUAUUUGGCGAUCCAGUCAGGGAAAUGAUCACUGAUGUCACACCGACCUUCCUCACGCCCGGCGUACUGGGCACGCUCAGACAGGCCGACCAUCUCGCGCAGUCGGAACUUAUCAAAAGUGGUUAUUACAACAAGAUCAGCCAGAUGCCCAUCAUCUUGGUGCCGCUUCAUUUUGACCGCGAUCCCACAAUGCACCAGCCUUCCUGCCAGCGCAGUGUGGUUAUACGGACGUUCAUCACCAAUGAUUUCAUGACGGGGAUCCCAGCCCAGCCGGGCAAACAUCUACCAGAAGAAGCUCUGGGCAGGCUAGUUGAAGGUAUUCUCACCGUGCCUGGUAUAUCACGAGUCAUGUAUGAUCUGACCGCCAAGCCGCCAGGAACAACGGAAUGGGAGUGAUGGGUCACGAACUAUGGUUGUCUAAAGAAGUAUUAUUUGGAAAGUUGACUAUUUUUGUAGGCAGAAUGAAUUAAUUCAUCCAUCAAUAGAACAAUCCAUCACUAGAGACCACAGAACUGCCGGUGAAAAUUUAUUAUGUCGUAUUUCAAUAUAUUCUAUGGUCACAUACAUGCAUUCAAAAUGUCUACAACCAGCUUACUUAUGAGAAGUGUUGUACACAAGGGAAUGAGGAGUUAGUGCUCUGGUAAUUUGAUGUACACAUGUAGCUCUGUGGGUAUUGCCUACACAUGUACAUGUACAAAAUGUAUCCACGUGGCCUUAUCAUGUGAACGGUGAAAGAUCUGCCAUUUUGGACGUCUAGCGCAGCGCUCGAUUGAUUGAUCAUACAGUACAGUGGAACGCCGCUAUAACGAACAUCACGGGAUCCACAGAAAUUGUUUGUAAUA